Molecule: messenger RNA, 792 nt
Organism: Metarhizium robertsii ARSEF 23
Lineage: Eukaryota; Fungi; Ascomycota; Sordariomycetes; Hypocreales; Clavicipitaceae
Product: Ribonuclease H-like protein
Exons: 2
Coding region: 1-792 (263 amino acids)
Molecular function (GO): protein dimerization activity
Source: RefSeq, a predicted model, not a curated record
AUGCUGCAAACGGCCCUGAGCCUGAGGGACGCAAUUGACGGCUAUUUCAACAAGUGGAUGGAAGCGGAUUGCGCAGGGGAUGAGCUCUCUGCAGAGGACUGGAUCAUUUUGGAGAAGAUCAAGUCCUUUUUGGAGAAGCUAAAAAUGACGACCAAGGCCCUCGAGUCGUCGUUUGCAACGCUGGACAAUGUCCUCUUGGCUAUGGACUUCAUGUUGGGUCAAUUCGAAGCAGGGAAGGAGGCGCACGUCGACGAUCCGAUGAUGGGACCAAUGUACAACUCAGGGUGGGCGAAGCUGGACAAGUACUAUCGUCUUACUGAUGAAUCUCCUGCACGCUGUGGGAGGAAUAUAAACCCGUGGAAUCACCUCUUCCGCCACGGGAGAUAUAAACCCGUGGAAUCACCUCUUCCGCCACGUGACCCCCCGUCGAAGACGACGAACGAGUUCUUGAAUUGGAGGAACAAGCAUCUCCAGCCUUCGCUCAUCAUGGAUGAGUACGAGCGUUAUUGUAAGUCUGAGCGGACUUAUGGGUUCACGAGUGCACUUUCGUGGUGGCUGGAGGAGACGCAACAGAAAAACUACCCUAAUCUGAGCAAAAUGGCUGUGGACAUACUAUCCAUUCCUGCGAUGUCUGCCGAGCCCGAACGACUCUUCUCUGGGGCAAAGAUAACAAUUACGGAUCGUCGAAAUCGACUUGGGAGUGAUGUGAUUGAGGCGUUGGAGUGUUUGAAGUCAUGGUUCAGGAUACAAGAUUUCCAAGUUGACGAUGUUUCGGUGGCGGCAGUGGGAUGA